UGAGCAACCUGAAGCAACGAAAAUGGUAUGGUUGGAGGGUCAGUCAAAGCGAAUUGUCCCAGAAGCCGCAGACAGUCUGCAGAUGAGCCAGGAAACUGGAGCAGUGCCCUUGGGGUCCAUCAUGCUGGGCAGCACUGGACAGCCAGGGAUGGGGUGCCCCCUGGAGCACAUGCACUACGAUCGUAAGCAGCUAUGGCGAGGCCCCGAAGUCAGCCCAGAGGCCAACAUCCCCACUGACCUUCUCAGCCUGGAUCACUCGUUCGGGUACGACUGCCGGCGUCGGGCCAACCUGCAGCUGCUAGAGGAGUCCACACUGACCUUCAUCGCCGGGAACUUCCUUGUCUUUCUGGAUGUGUGCGCCAGGAAGCAGCGCUACAUCAGCAGCUGCAGUGGGGAGGGCAUUGGCGCCAUCAUGGUUCACCCCAGCAGGCAUUUCCUGGCUGUGGCAGAGAAGGGCAACCGACCCAACAUCGUCGUGUACGAGUUCCCCUCCCUGCAGCCGUUUCGCAUCUUAAGAGGGGGCACUGCCUGGGUUUACACCACGUUGGCCUUUGACCACGAGGGCCUCCUGCUGGCAAGUGUGGGUGGUGCCCCCGACUACAUGCUGACGCUGUGGGCGUGGCGUGAGGAGCGCGUGCUGCUCCGCUGCAAGGCCGCCUCCCAGGAUGUCUAUCGCAUCUCCUUCUCCUCUGACAGCCCUGCUCAGCUUACCACCUCUGGGGCCGGACACAUCAAGUUCUGGAAGAUGGCCAGUUCCUUCACAGGCCUCAAGUUGCAGGGGCAGCUGGGAAGGUUUGGGAGGACGACACCCACAGACAUCGAGGGCUAUGUGGAGUUUCCGGACGGAAAGGUGCUGUCGGGGUCAGAGUGGGGCAACAUGCUGCUGUGGGAGGGUGCUCUGAUCAAGGUGGAGAUCUGCCGUAGGGGCGGCCGGCCCUGUCACAAUGGCGCCAUCCGCCAGUUUGUCUUGGAUGAGGGCGAGAUAUUGACUGUCGGCAUUGACGGUGCUAUCAGGGCCUGGCACUUUGAAAGCAUGGAUGGUGCAGACUCCUCCGACGGCAGCGACCUCUUCGAGCUGGAGCCCAUGAAUGAGGUGCUGGUUGGCCGUGGUGUGUGUCUGGUGUCCAUGGUGAAGGGCACCACCCAAGGAUCCUCCAUCUGGUUUGCCCAGGACUCUGGUGGGGCUGUCUGGAAGCUGGACCUCUCCUUCUCCAACAUGACCAGGGACCCAGAAGCGAUUUUCACCUUCCACUCCGGACCCAUCGUCAGUAUGGACGUGUCCAGAACCAGCCACCUUAUGGCCACCAGCGCACUGGACCGCUCUGUCAGGGUUUUUGACUUGCUGGCUCAGAGGGAGUUGAUCUGCAGCCGGUUCAGACAGAAUGCAACUACAGUCACCUGGGAGCCCCGUGGGGGGCAGCUCCUGGCUGUGGGCUUUGAGGAUGGCCUCCUGCGCCUCCUGGAAUUCUUCUUGCCCCCAGAGGAGGGAGGCUAUUCCCCCGAUGGUGCCCAGCUGCAGCUCCGGCAGGCGGUGAAGCCCCACUGGGGUCCUGUCAGCGCCAUCGCUUUCCAUUCCAGCGGAAGGCUGCUGGCCACGGGUAGCAAAGAUGGGACUGUGUUUUUCUUUGUGGUGGGCGAUCCAUACGAAGCCAUCGGGUUAAUCACGGUGCCUGGGCCAGUGUGCUCCCUGCAGUGGGCCCCACCAUCACAGGGCAGGAAGGCCUUGCUAAUCCUGUGUGAGAAUGGCCACGUGGUGGAAGUGGGGGCCCCAGAGCCGGGCAGCCGGGCUCCCAGACACCAUAGCUAUGAGCUUGAAGACCUGCCCCGGAUGCACUUCCACUUCCACUCCGUGAAGUCCCACAUCAGGCGGGAUGAGGAGGUUACCAGGAGGAAGGCUGAGAAGCAGAAGAGAAGAGUGGAAGAGGAGCAGCAGCUGAAGGAGUCCCUGGAGGAGAAGGAGCCAUGGGGUGAAGAGGAGGAUCUGCCUCCUCUGUACAUCCCCGACCCCCCCAGCCCCCUGCUGUGCGGCUUCUAUUCUGGGCCUGGAUCAUUCUGGUUGUCUAUGGGUGGCUUUGAUGCCGGCUUCCUGUACCACUGCCGCUUUUCCAGUCAGCAGGAGCAGGCGGCCGAGCGUCGGCAUGAUGAGCCCUUUGCCGUCGUCCCGCUGGGGCAUGGGGAGGAUGAUGCUGUGCAGUGCGUCAGCAUCAGCUGUGGCGGCCAGCUGCUCCUGUGUGGCAUGCAGACAGGUCGUCUCCGGGCAUACCCUCUACAGCUUGAAGACCCGCACCUCUGCUCCCUCCGGGCCUCCUGGGUCCUUGGCGUCCAUUACAGCCAGAACGGGACCGUGCGCGCCAUUCGCUGUAGCCACGAUGACCGUUUUGUGCUCACUGUUGGCGACGACGGCAACAUCUUCUCCUUCAGCCUGCUGGCCCCGUGGGGGGGUCUUGGCAUCCCACAAGACCAGGAGACAGCCUCACCCCCCCCACCUCUGCCCAGACAGAAAGUGGCCCAGGACAUAGAGGACCCCCAAGCCUACAGCCUUGAGACAGCCAGGCAGUGCACUGAGCUGGAGCGCCUUGCUCAGGAGGCCGAGCACAGGAAAGUAGAGCUGCGCAGAGAGCUGGUCGAGCUGCAGAAGCGCUUCCGGGAGCUGCAGUGGAGGACCCGGGAGCUGCCCAGUCACACGGAGCGGACACUGGACCAGAGCUUUCAGGAGGAGGUGAAGCAGAUGACAGCCCAGCGGGUCGCUGAAACCCAGAGGAAACUGGCCUGGGAGAGGGAGUGGUACCGGCUCAGCCUAAAGAAGCUUCAGGAUAGGCUUGGGGAUCCGCUCGAGUCAGACACCAUCAACGUGGUGGCAUUUCACAGUCCCCAUCGGGUCUCCACCUGUCGCAUACUGACGCCCUCACCAGAGCAGCAGAUCCAUGGUACUGGCACUGGGCCAGAGAAGCGGCUCCCUGGAACAGAGACAGAACCGGGGGGCGUGGCGGCACCGGUCCAGGCAGCCUGUACGAUCAUCCACAUUUUGAUUUCACUACAGAUCCACUGGAGAAAAACCGAGAUGAACAGUCAGGUUGUUGGGCUGCGUGACUCCAAGCUGCAGCUGCUGUCCCAGCUGCGCAUUCAGAUGCAGCAGCUGCAGGUAGUGCAGGUACAGCUGCCUCCAGCCCUCUGUAUUGCCCCUCCCACUAUCCUGGGCCCACUGCCUGAGGAGACCCCCAAGCAAAAGCUGCAGCCCAGCCCAGCCACACUGCUGCGCCUGCAGAGCCUGCAUGCAAGGAGAGCUCCACCUGGUGGGGAGAGGGAGGAGCUUGGCCUACUUGAGCUGUUGGAGCAUGCUGGUGGGGAGCAGGCAGAGCACGACAACAUGCCCAUCAGUGAAUGCCCCCCUUGUCAGUCCAUCCAGCUGGAAGGUCAUGCCUUCACAGAGCUGGAGGAAGAGAUAAGACGCGUGGAGGAGAUUAAGCUGCUUCACCUGCAGGACAGCCUGCUGGCCCAGAUGUCACAGGACAUAUCAGACUUUGACACCCGGCUGAAGCUCCUUCGUCAUGGCAAGUUGAAGCUGGACGUGAAGCUGAAGUUGUGGGACCUGCAGCACAUCACACUGUACCAAGAGCUACUACUGCUCAGGGAUUUUGAGACAAGAGAAGACAGGCUGCAGGAGGCACUGCGCUGGCGUCAGGAGGAGUGGUGGCUGCUCACGUCCAAGCUGGAGGAGACCAGACAGCAGCUGCAGGUUAAGCAGCAGGAAGUGGCCCAUUUGCAGGAGCAGGAGAAGGUUCUCAAUGCCACCUUUCAGGCUCUCUUGGGGCCAAACAACAAGUGGGGCCCCUUCCUCACCAAGGUCUUCAGGAAGAAGGUGAAGCGGGUGAAGAAGAGGGAGAAGACUGGGGAGAUAGAGGAGCAGGGGGACAGUGCUGAAGAGUCGGAGGGAGAGUCGGACUGGGAUGAGGAUGAAGACUCUGAGAGUGGCAGUGUAGAUGAUACCACGUGCCCCCCCAACUGUGACCUGGAUCUUUUUGAGGGCACAAUCCAGCUACGUGAAAGCCGCCUGGAGCUGGAGGAAUUGCUGGCAGAAGAGAGAAAGAACGCAGAGUUCCUCAGAAAGGAGUGUGACUCCCUUGCCAAGAAGGAGGGAGUUGUUCUGAGCAGCCUCAGGGCAGUAGAGGGCGACAUAGAGCUGCUCAACCGAGAGAAACAGCAGAAAGUGAACCAGUUAGACGUAGUGGUUCCUCUCAGACUGAAUCAAAUUGAGUUCCUCCAUAAAGGAUUGAUUCCUACCAAACUCACUCAAGCACUGGUUCUGAACAUAUCAGCUCUGGCGGGCCUUCAGGAGCGAAUCAUCCAGCUGCAGGUAGAGCAGAGCCACCAGAAGGCGCUUUACCAAAAGGCCCGGAAGCAACACGUGCAGCUGAAUCACGACUGCAAACAAAUGGAGGCCAGGAUACAAGAGCUGCAGCUCCAAUGCGAGCAGCUGAUGCAGAAGAAGUUCGGCCGUCCAGUGGACCUGGAGGUGCUGCAGACUCUGUGCAGGAGCCGGAUCCUGGAGGAAAUGUGGCAGGAGCGGAGCGCCAAUGGGGCAGCCAGCGCCCAGGAGAUGCAGCUGUGGCAGGAGGAGGUGGCAAGGUGCAAGCGGGCUGUGAUGGAGAUGACGAGGCAGCACACAGAGGCUCUAUGGGCCAUGAGCAACCUGCUGGCUCAGAAGAAAGAGCUAGAAAACAGGCUGGACACGAGGCAAGGCAAAAUGGGAGCUCAGUUCCAGAAGUUGGGGCGGGUGGUGGACAGGGACAUAUCAGGGAUCCAGCAGCUGCUGCAGCGUCAAGCAUGUGAGAUACAGGUCCUACAAGUGGAGAUCUGCGCUCUGCUACGCAAGGGAGGCCACCCCCCCUGCCCCCCACCACCCACCACCCCACUCUGA
Paramormyrops kingsleyae is the source of this 4918-nucleotide messenger RNA. The record is from RefSeq and is a predicted model, not a curated record. NCBI's taxonomy places the organism in Eukaryota, Metazoa, Chordata, Actinopteri, Osteoglossiformes, Mormyridae.